Sycon ciliatum is the source of this 2081-nucleotide messenger RNA. Its product is annotated as protein O-glucosyltransferase 2-like. Gene Ontology annotation, cellular component: endomembrane system. Bases 11 to 1666 code for a protein of 551 amino acids. The transcript has 6 exons. NCBI's taxonomy places the organism in Eukaryota, Metazoa, Porifera, Calcarea, Leucosolenida, Sycettidae. The record is from RefSeq and is a predicted model, not a curated record. Gene Ontology annotation, molecular function: glucosyltransferase activity.
AUUGCAACUUAUGCAAGAAGUGAGGAACUCAGGAAGCUUCACUUCACUGUCGAGUGUUGUUGAAAGUUUCUGGGAGCCCGGAAUUAUUUCUUGGCGAGCAGAAGACACGAUGCGGGCCGCAGUAUUUCUGCUGGCUCUUGCCCUGGCAUGUAUUUGUGCUGCCAAGAAAGUAAACAUUUCUGGCAAGAAGUCAAUCGUUUAUGGACCAGGCUUGAAUCCGAGAAUCGUCUCGCCAGCGAGAUACGUGUUCGUUCAGGCUGUGGAUGACAAGGGCAAGAACUACACAUCGUCUCCUGGAAGCGAUGCGUUCCGAUUCACUGUGGUCAUGAAGUCUGAUGGUCGAUACUCGCAUUUGAAAACCAAGGUGUUUGACCGUGGCGAUGGCACAUACCAAUGCGAAUACUUCUUCAACACUCAGCCGGAUCAGAUGCACAUUGAGAUACGCACCAAGACUGGCGAAGUAGUUGGUACUAAGGACCGGUAUGAGCUGAAGAAUCCUGAAGUGGAGAGCUGUGUGUGCCCAACCACUGAGGAGGACUUUGCCAAGCAGUAUGGCUGUCGUGAGUCGGCCACUCAGAUUGACAUUGAUUUUGCGAAAUUCCCCAGCAUAACCCAAGAAAUGAUUGACAAAGCGAUGGAGGUCCUGAACGAAAGAGAGGCUUCCAUUGUUCACUACGUCUUCAAGAAUGGAAAGAUCUAUGCAAAGGUGCACGGCAAGUACGAAGGUUUCAAGCAGUAUGCCGACAAGAUGUGGCUUGCUCUUGCUCGGCGUGUCAAGUUGCCGGAUAUGGAGUUUCUCUUCAACAUGGGUGACUGGCCACAGUCUAACUUGAGUGCACAAGGCCUGCCCGUCGUGUCGUGGGGUGCAUCCAACGACACCGACGACAUCGUGGUGCCCACGUACAAGGUCGUUCUUGGCACGGUCUUCGGGACGGACUUGGAGAACAUGCGCGAGAUGGACGGCCUCAGCUACAAGACCAGCGGCGGAUGGACGAAGAAGAAGAACAAGAUGAUCUGGCGUGGCCGCGACUGCAACAAGAUGCGCGUGGACUUCGUCGACGGCGUGGCCGCCGAAAACUCCAACCUGAUCGACGCGCAGAUCAGCCGGAACCAUUUCGACUACUACCCAACGCCGGAGGACCGGCGCAAGGACAAACGCUUGCACGCCGGCAAGAAAGUGAAGCGAAUGGCGUUCGAGGACUACUUCAAAUACAAGUACAUUCUGAAUCUGGACGGCACGGUCGCCGCCUAUCGCCUCUCCACGCUGCUUGCGGGCGACUCGGUCGUGUUCAAGCACGACUCCAAGUGGCACGAGCACUUCUACGCCGAUCUGGAGCCGUUCGUCCACUACAUCCCGCUCAAGGACGACCUCAGCGACACCAUGGAGCAGCUGAAGUGGGCGCGCAACCACGACAAGCGUGUGCGCAAGAUCGUCGCGCAGUCGCGCCAGUUCGUGCGCGAUCACCUGAGCAACGAAGCCGUGUACUGCUAUUACUUGCGAGUGGCGCAGCGCUAUCGCGCCGCCAUGGCCUACAAACCCACUGUGCGCAAGGGCAUGGGCCUGGAGGAGGUCAAACAGGAGCAGCCCAAGACCGCGUGCAAGUGCGCGCCCAAGCCCAAAAAGGCCAAGAAAGCCAAGAAAGCAGCCGGUAAAGACGAGCUGUAGGCUGUCGGCGAUUGCUUGUCCCUAGUUGACUAGCUUUAUCUAGCUAGCUACUAUCUAAUAUACAGCAACCAUGACUAACAACUAGUUAGUGCAGUUGUUGUUGACUUUAGUCUGCACUGGAGACUACGACUACUACAGUACAGCCUAGCUUGUUGAGACAUCCCCCAAACAAUGCUCUAACCAAUUCCGUACCUAUCCUGGGCUCUACUCAUUUACACCGAACUUUCUCAGGCUGACAUUAUCCACGCAUGUGCCUGGAUUUAUUCUUUCCUUUUUGCUGAUGGCUGAUGCUGUAUCGUUGUUAACGUCGCAGUUUUAUUUAUUUUAUCGGCACGUCCGCGCGCGUGUGCCAGUACGGAUCUCAACGUUCACUCGCAGUGUGUGUUAUGCUGGACGGUAAUGAGGACUACAAGAA